UCGUAAGGAUGUGUCCGCUGGCGCUGCCGGACUUCGUGCGUUCGCGUCGCGUGUGUGCGCGUUUAUCCUGACGCUGAACGUCUCAGCCAAAGAGGCCAAAAGGCCAGAAAAGUGCUUUAAGCCAGGCAAAUAUAUCUACAGUGAAUGCCAGAAUAAUCAUGCAUAUUUACCAAAGAUAAAAGAGAUAAAAUCAAAGUAAAAUGAGGCAGUCGGUGUCAAGUUCCGUGUUCAGUUUUUAUUUGUGUUCGUGUACUUGGCCGGUACCAAGAUCCAAACUAACGACGAUCUCGAGGAAUAACCAGUAACUGAUUGAAGGUCUUGUGCUGCAGAAAACAGAACACAGCAAAAGCUCGUUCAAAAUGAUCACCUAAAGCUAAAAUCGGUGCAAACAAAAAACUAAACCGAACUCUAAACGCAGCAGUUCAUAGCACAAACACAGUUUAAUUGGCACUAGAAACAAACAAAAAAAAUAAAUGUAAAUUGAUUUUGAAAGGCCCAAGGGCAAAAGUGAAACCAAAUCUAACCAAAUCCAACAAAAAACGUAACGCAAACCACCGCUAAAAUUGCUUUAGAUUAAAGAGAGAGUAAAAAAAACCCCAAGUAAAAAACCACUCUUAAUCUCAUCAAACAAAAUGACGCUGCGCAUAUCGGCCGAAUACGGAAAUCAUCGAGGGCUCAUCAUUCCUGGCUUUGUGCUGCUCCUGAUUUUGGCCACCUUGCCUGCUUCGCGGGCAGGACGAGUCUUUGACGUCACAAAUCGCGACUACGUAAAGGUGAAUGCCGAGGCGGGCAAAAACGUGACCAUUCCGUGUCCGGGGGUCAACGAGCACUCGCUAGUGGACACACUCGUGUGGAAAACGGCGUCCACCACAAUCGCGCAGUUCGCCAAUCGGAUACCCCUGCUGCACAGUCCAAGGAUACAACUUUUAUCGGACAACUUUGGCCUGCAGUUUUCGCCCUCUUUAGCGAGUGAUACAUCGGAAUAUAUAUGCCUCGUUAACGAUCGGCAUAUACCAGAAGCCAUCGUGGAUUUAUUAGUCCAGGAUGUGCCCGAUCCGCCGGAGCGACCAUUGUUGAUAAGUUUCACAUCACGCUCCGUGAAUUUAUCCUGGGCGCACUCGCAGCACCCGCGGAAUGCGCCCGUCACCCAUUUUAUUAUUGAAACGCGGGAGGGCGAGGACGGCAUUUGGGAGCAGCUGGCCAGGAUCUACACUAAAACGAAUGCGACGUCAUAUCAGGUGACCGGGCUGACGCCCUUCACCGUCUACAGCUUUCGUCUCCUGGCGGUCAACAAGCUGGGAAUCAGUCCGCCGUCCAAGGAGUCCUACUACAUAGUCACGCUGCGUGAGGCUCCCACGGGCAAACCCAUUCCGACAACGGCUCAUAAUACGUCCUCCACGUCGGUUUAUAUCUCGUGGAAAGCCCCUCCUCCGGAUACCAUACUAGGCGAGUUCCUAGGCUACCGCAUCACAUAUCGACCACGCGAUAGGGACCCCAACGAUACCAAGGAAAUCUAUAUCCGCGACAACACAGUGGAGAGCCAUGAGAUACAGAAUCUGCAGACGUACACGCAGUACAAAGUGACGGUGCAGGUGUUCAAUCCCGAGGGUCUGGGACCGGAGACAACCAUUCUUGUGAUGACCGAUGAAGGAGUUCCAAGCAAACCCCAGAAUCUCACCAUCCUGGAUGUUUUGGCCAAUAGCAUUACGAUGUCCUGGCAUCCGCCAAAGAAUCAGAACGGAGCCAUCGCCGGUUACCAUGUGUUCCACAUCCACGACAACCAAACUGGCGUGGAAAUCGUGAAGAACUCUCGGAAUUCGGUAGAAACACUCAUCCAUUUUGAGUUGCAGAAUCUACGACCCUACACCGAUUACCGUGUGAUAGUAAAGGCAUUUACCACCAAAAAUGAGGGCGAACCAUCCGAUCAAAUCGCCCAGAGAACUGAUGUUGGAGGUCCCAGCGCUCCGGCGAUUGUAAACCUCACCUGCCACUCCCAAGAAUCGAUCACUAUUCGCUGGCGAAGACCCUACGAGUUCUAUAACACCAUUGAUUUUUACAUAAUCAAGACGAGGUUAGCUGGACAGGAUACACAUCGGGAUAUAAGGAUCAAUGCAUCAGCCAAGGAGCUGGAAACUGCGAUGAUUUUACAAAAUCUGACAACCAACUCGUACUAUGAGGUCAAAGUGGCAGCGGCAACGUUCAGUGUCAUAAAUCCAAAGAGAAUUGUGCUGGGCAAAUUUUCGGAGUCAAGGAUUAUUCAACUACAACCGAAUUGCGAGAAACUCCAACCGCUGCUGCGUCAAUCGCAUAAUGACUACAACCUCGCCGUUUUGGUUGGCAUUAUCUUCAGCUGUUUCGGCAUCAUCCUGAUCAUCAUGGCCUUCUUCCUGUGGAGCAGAAAGUGCUUCCAUGCUGCCUACUACUAUCUGGAUGAUCCACCGCACCACCCGAAUGCCCCGCAGGUGGAUUGGGAAGUGCCCGUGAAGAUCGGCGAUGAGAUCCGCGCAGCUGUACCCGUAAAUGAAUUUGCCAAGCACGUGGCAUCCCUGCAUGCCGAUGGAGAUAUAGGAUUCAGUCGGGAGUACGAGGCCAUCCAGAACGAGUGCAUCAGCGAUGAUCUGCCAUGUGAGCACUCCCAGCAUCCCGAGAACAAACGCAAGAAUCGCUAUCUCAACAUCACAGCCUAUGAUCACAGUCGGGUGCAUUUGCAUCCUACACCGGGCCAAAAGAAGAACCUCGACUACAUCAACGCCAACUUCAUCGAUGGCUACCAGAAGGGACAUGCCUUCAUCGGAACCCAGGGACCUUUGCCCGACACCUUUGACUGUUUCUGGCGGAUGAUUUGGGAGCAGAGAGUGGCCAUCAUUGUGAUGAUCACCAAUCUUGUGGAGCGUGGAAGACGCAAGUGCGACAUGUACUGGCCGAAGGAUGGCGUUGAGACCUACGGAGUGAUCCAGGUUAAACUUAUCGAGGAGGAAGUCAUGUCCACGUACACUGUUCGCACUUUGCAGAUCAAGCACUUGAAGCUUAAGAAGAAGAAGCAGUGCAAUACUGAGAAACUGGUCUACCAAUAUCACUAUACCAACUGGCCCGAUCAUGGAACCCCCGAUCAUCCCCUUCCUGUUCUGAACUUUGUCAAGAAAUCAUCAGCCGCCAAUCCCGCAGAGGCUGGUCCUAUUGUUGUGCACUGCAGCGCUGGCGUUGGUCGCACUGGCACCUACAUCGUCCUGGACGCCAUGCUGAAGCAAAUCCAGCAGAAAUCAAUUGCGAACGUCUUCGGCUUCCUGCGUCACAUUCGAGCCCAGAGGAACUUCCUUGUCCAGACCGAGGAGCAGUACAUAUUCCUGCACGAUGCUCUGGUGGAGGCCAUCGCCUCUGGCGAGACAAAUCUGAUGGCCGAGCAGGUGGAGGAGCUGAAGAACUGCACUCCCUACUUGGAGCAGCAGUACAAGAACAUCAUCCAGUUCCAGCCAAAGGAUAUUCACAUUGCAUCCGCCAUGAAGCAGGUGAACUCGAUCAAGAACCGCGGAGCCAUCUUCCCCAUCGAGGGCAGUCGGGUGCAUUUGACACCCAAGCCGGGCGAGGAUGGUAGCGAUUAUAUCAACGCCUCCUGGCUUCACGGCUUCCGGAGAUUGAGGGACUUCAUAGUCACCCAACAUCCCAUGGCGCACACGAUAAAGGACUUCUGGCAGAUGGUCUGGGACCACAAUGCACAGACCGUCGUGCUGCUUUCAUCACUGGAUGAUAUAAACUUUGCCCAGUUUUGGCCGGAUGAGGCCACGCCCAUCGAGAGCGAUCACUAUCGCGUCAAGUAUCUGAACAAGACCAACAAGAGCGACUAUGUCAGUCGCGACUUUGUUAUCCAGUCGAUACAGGACGACUACGAGCUGACGGUCAAAAUGCUGCACUGUCCCAGUUGGCCGGAGAUGUCCAAUCCCAACAGCAUCUACGACUUUAUCGUGGACGUGCACGAGCGCUGCAAUGACUACCGCAAUGGUCCUAUUGUCAUUGUGGAUAGGUAUGGUGGCGCCCAGGCAUGCACCUUCUGCGCGAUCUCGUCGCUGGCCAUCGAGAUGGAGUACUGCAGCACGGCUAAUGUGUACCAGUACGCGAAGCUGUACCACAACAAGCGACCCGGGGUGUGGACCUCCAGCGAGGACAUUCGCGUCAUCUAUAAUAUACUUUCAUUUUUGCCUGGCAAUUUGAACCUGCUGAAGCGCACGGCGCUUCGGACUGAAUUCGAGGAUGUGACAACGGCCACGCCGGAUCUCUAUAGCAAAAUAUGCAGCAAUGUCGCUCCACUGUCCUCCAAUUCAUCCACACCACCACCACCAAGUUCUCCAACACCAUCCCCACAAACCAUCCAAUUGCCAUCGCCAUUAGACCUGUCCCACCAGAUCUCACCCACAGUCGCCAAUGCAACAUCACCGGCCACACCAGCAACUGCAACUGCAACACCAACGACUCCAACGACACCAACAACAGUCCUACCUAUAAUUCCUACAAUACCACUCGCAUCCCCGAACAGUUUAACCCUUACUAAUGCCAAUUUCCAUACUGUUACUAAUAACGCUGCUGAUCUGAUGGAACAUCAACAACAACAAAUGCUGGCCUUGAUGCAACAACAAACUCAACUUCAACAACAAUAUAACACGCAUCAACAUCACACCAAUGUUGGUGAUUUACUGAUGAACAAUACGGAUAAUUCACCAACCACUUCACGAACGAUCAUCAACAAUAAUAAUAAUAACAACGUCACAAAUGCAGCAGCGACAGAUGCUCAAAACUUAGAUAUUGUAGGUUAAACUAAAGAUAAAUUUACAGAGAGAAAUUAAAUCAUUUUAUAAAUGUUUAAAUAUAAAUAUUUAAAUUUAAACACCGUACAUUUACGUAUACAUAGCGAUGUAUUUAUUAACGUUUAAGUCGUUUUAGGUGGGAACAAAGCGUUUAGCGCCUUGUCCAUAAAUUAUUCAUUUGCCGUGUAAGCUCCAUGUUUUACUUUAAUGUAUUCCCUCAGUUAUUAUCUUUAAUACUAUCUAAAUUAUUUUGUCUUUCUAUCAUUUUUAUAUCGUAUGACUAAGUUUUUAAUAUACUUUACCUACAUUUAGUCACAAAGGAAAAGAAAAGUCAAAAACAGCAGUAAAAAAACAAAAAUAAUCACAAAUCUAAAAGUGGAAACGUAGCAAAAUGCACAAAUUGAACAAGUAGAAUUAAACAAGAAAACAUAUUUGUCUAAUCAUUUAUAUAUGCUGAUUACAAUAACGUUAAUGCAGGUUAAUUCUGCACACACUUGUGCCAUGAUUUUUUAAGCUCCUACAAACUCAUACUAAAGUAAUCAUUAUUAGUUGAAUUAUCGAGUUAUCCUAGUAGUUGAUUGAGCACUUUUGCAUUUCGAAUCGAUUCAGUGUCCGUCCUAGAAUCUGUUAUAGUUUUUUGUCUUCUUAUACAUUUGUUCCAGUUUAAUACACCAAAAAUAAUGAAGAAACACAAGCGAAACUUAGCAACAAAUUAAUUGCAAAUUUAGUAGGAAAAGAAACGAAUUAUUGGCAAAUAUUUCGAGUUACCGAGCACUUAACACGGAGCACAUCACCCUCACUCUUUCCUCCACACAUCACUGUAAAUCCCAAAAUAAAUAUAACAAAUUCACACAAUUUCAGCACGAAGCACAAGGGCAUCACGAAAAAUUGUAAAUAAAAGCUUAGGCCAGAAAAUCAGACUCAUUAUUCUGAAACAGCUAAAAAUACUGUAAAAACGUGCUUAGGCCAGAAAACAACUGGAAGAACCUAAGACUCAUCAUUCUGAACAAGCUAAGAAUAUUGUAAAAACUAAAAUAAGUCUAAAAGUAAUCGCAAGCAAAGUAUUAUUAAAAUAUACAAUUCAUGUGAAAAGUGAGAUAAAAAGAAAAUCCCAAUGAAAA
Molecule: messenger RNA, 5917 nt
Organism: Drosophila rhopaloa
Lineage: Eukaryota; Metazoa; Arthropoda; Insecta; Diptera; Drosophilidae
Gene: Ptp99A
Product: tyrosine-protein phosphatase 99A
Biological process (GO): protein dephosphorylation
Molecular function (GO): protein binding; protein tyrosine phosphatase activity
Source: RefSeq, a predicted model, not a curated record